AUGAGCCAGCAGGAUGCGGUCGCCGGGCUUUCAGAAUGCCUGCUCAUAGCUGUGUACAAAGGCCAGGCAGAGAAUGUGUUUCAGCUCAUCAACAAGGGCACCAAGGUAGCCGUUACCAAGCAUGGCUGGACCCCCCUGCAUCUUGCUGCCAAUAAGGGCCAUCUUUCUGUGGUCCAGAUCUUGCUGAAGGCUGGCUGCGACCUCGAUGCCCAGGACGAUGCUGAAGACACAGCACUUUAUAUUGCUGCUGCCCUAAAUCACAAGAAGGUGGUUAAAAUCUUAGUGGAAGCCGGAGCAGAUGGGACCAUUGUCAGUAAUGCAGGCCGGACUCCACUGGAGACUGCCCGCUACCACAAUAAUCCGGAAGUUGCUCUCCUCCUCACUAAAGUGCCCCGGGGAAGUGUCUCAGCAGGAGACACCCAUAGCAGUGAACAGGCUGUACCCAGAAAAGAAGAGCCCAGAGAAGAUUUCCUGUCCGCCUCCCCGGAGCCCAGAGCAAAGGACAACAGGCAGAAAAAGUCAAGGCCCAACGUGUCAGCGUCUUCUGACUCCACCCCACCAGCAGACCAGCAGCCCUGACAGCAGAAGAACUCGCGCACUCACAAUCACCCUAAAAAGAGGCCCAGGCAUCGCUGUUCGCCCCCAUCCCCUCCCCAUGAGUUCAGAGCAUACCAGCUCUACACGCUGUACCAGGGCAAGGACGGCAACGUGAUGCAGGCGCCAAUAAAUGGCUGUCGAUGUGAACCCCUGAUCCACAAGCUGGAGAAUCAGUUGGAGGCAACUGUGGAGGAGAUCAAAGCAGAGCUGGUGUCGUGUCAGGAUAAGAUGAACACGAAGCUGGGGCACAUGGAGAAUGAGACCCAGCACCAAAUGCGGGUUCUGGACCAGCUGAUGGUCGAGCGACUCUCAGCAGAGAGGACGGAGUGCCUGAACCGCCUGCAGCAGCACUCGGACUCGGAAAAGCACGAGGGAGAGAAACGGCAGAUGCCCUUGGUGGAUGAAUUAAAAACUUGGUGCAUGUUAAAGAUUCAGAAUCUGGAGCUGAAGCUUUCUGGAGAUUCUGGGGCCUCCAGGACUAAAUCCACACCCUCCACUGGCGAGUCCUCCACAGGUGUGGGCCAGUCAGUGGGGACUGCAGGUCCAGUAGCAGCCUCUGACAGCUCCCCCCAGGUGGCCAGGCCCAAGGAAAAGGCCCUCAGCUCCACAGCCGCCCACAGACCCCAGCAGGAGCUGUCUUCAUCGGACUGUACAGGCUCCCGACUGAGGAAUGCCAAGGUCCAGACAGCCUCGUUACCCUUGAAAGAGGCAGCCAAAUGCAACCCACAGGCCGGGCCCUGUGUUGACAGAGGCACCCAAACCAAGAAGUGUGGGAAAGGUGGGCAGACGAGGCACCGCGGCCAGCAGCCAGCAGCCAGCACCGCCUGCGGGCGGCCGCCACCAGCAGCAGGUGGCGAGCAGACGGCCCCUCACGCUCGAGACACCUCCCAAGCGCUGGAGCUCACCCACUAUUUCCUUGAGGCUCUUUCCACCCAGAUGGAAAAGUGGUAUGAAAGGAAGAUUGAAGAAGCACGAAGCCAAGCCAGUCGGAAAGCCCAGCAAGACAAGGCCACGCUGGAGGAACACAUUAAAAGUUUAGAGGAGGAACUUGCUAAACUAAGGACUAAGGUACAGAAAGAAAACUAG
Molecule: messenger RNA, 1683 nt
Organism: Balaenoptera acutorostrata (minke whale)
Lineage: Eukaryota; Metazoa; Chordata; Mammalia; Artiodactyla; Balaenopteridae
Product: ankyrin repeat domain-containing protein 6-like
Exons: 1
Molecular function (GO): protein binding
Source: RefSeq, a predicted model, not a curated record